Molecule: messenger RNA, 2192 nt
Organism: Ceraceosorus guamensis
Lineage: Eukaryota; Fungi; Basidiomycota; Exobasidiomycetes; Ceraceosorales; Ceraceosoraceae
Product: alpha/beta-hydrolase
Exons: 3
Coding region: 380-1885 (501 amino acids)
Molecular function (GO): hydrolase activity
Source: RefSeq, a predicted model, not a curated record
UACACUCGUGACUGCCCGCGCACACGUCGCAGCAGCAGCACCCUGCUGACGCUUUCUGCCGACGCUUUCUGCCUGACCGCUGCUGCCCUUCUGACGUUACGAGCUGCUCGUCAUCUUGGGCGGCGGCCCAAAAGCCUCGUCUUCAUAUCCGCGAUUGUGAUUGCAUGCACUGCUACCUCGGCCACCCACAAACGCUCACCCUUUCCCCUGGCGAUACCCGCCUUCGCCAUCGCUACUUCUUCCUUCCCAGCCCAGCCCAGCCCAAUCGCCCUUGCGGUCAACGCUCGAUCGCUCUUCUUGGUGUCCGACCACAUCACCCUUCCUACCUCGUCUACGUAGCACAAACGUAUCACGCCUGACGCGGCCGAACACUUCGACCAUGUCGGCACCAAUCUCGUCCACCUCCUCCACCAACAAGUCCGGCGCUGCGACCCGUAGCUCGCCCCUUGGCAAGUUCAUCGAGAGCGCGCCAAAGAUCGAUCCGGCCGUCGCGCUGGCUGUUCGCAAAGCGGGACCACCUCGAGUCAAGUACUUUGUCCCCAUUCUGCGCAUGAUCCUGUUCCACCUCUGGUUCUUGCCCUCCAGCGCCAUCCUUAUCCCGCUCCUCAUCGCCAAGAAUGCCCUGCCUUGGCUCCGAACCCACCGAGGAUGGUCUUUUCGCCUAGCGCUCGGUAUCGAAGCCACGCGAUGGGCUAUGCGCAACUUCAUCUUCUUCAGACUCCAGCCCAUCGCACCUAGGCAGGGAGGUCUGCGAGAACGUCCUGGACUGCUCGGUGCGCUGCUGCAGUCCCUCAACGCUAGCGGUCCGGGUGGAAGGGUUGUGCUGCCCAAGCAGCUCGCCAAGACAUCCUUGCAAGCGGCAAAGAAACAAAACAGAAGGCGAGACAGAAUUUGGUUCGACGCUCCUCAACUCGAAUACUUUCGAGGUAUCCUCGCCAUUCAGCCUGGCAAGGAGGGUACAGGUGCAGUAAGGACAGCAGGCUACAGAGGUCCAGCCUUGGUGGAGCCCAAGUGGGCCAAAGCCAAAACUCGCGGUUUUUGGUUCAUGAGAAAAGACGGAGAAGCUCCACCUGAGGUGGAUGAGAAGAAAUCCGAUAGACCAGUCAUCCUCUACUUCCAUGGUGGUGCUGGUGUGACCUUUGGUGCAGGCGACAUCUUCAUGGGAAUGACGCUCGCUCAGAACUUGGCCAGAACGUCUGGCAUCGACGUCUUCUCCGUCGACUACAACCUCGCGCCAUUCGCACCUUGCCCUGUGCCUCUCAGCCAAGCUGUUGGAGCUUGGAUUCACCUCCAGUCCCUCGGCUACUCGCCCAGCCAAAUCUUUGUCGGUGGCGAUUCGUAUGGUGGCUGGCUCACUCUUCAGCUGGAGCGCUACUUGCGCUUCGAAAUGCCUGCACUGCACGGAGAGGACCACGACCAAAAGCCUCUUGGACUAAUCUUGCUUUCGCCUCAAUUGGCUACGGUCAACGAGCCAUUCGCCGCUCGCGAGAGACACCUCAAGUACGACAUUAUCGUCAGAGCCUACCCGGAGUGGGGCAUCGACGCGCAGCGCAUCGGUCCCAAGCACGCCAAACGCGCAGGCCCUUUGGCCGACCUCACCAACACUUGGGUCAGCCCGUACACCAGGUCAAAGGAGGAGUUCGCAGAAUUGCCUCCCAUCUUUGUUGCCAAUGGGGCACUGGAGUGCCUGGUCGACGAAGGCAUCCAGUUCGUCGCAGCAGCGCGCAACGCGGGUGUGCGCAACGUCGAACACGAUAUUGCCGCCCACGAACCUCACGACUACUUCACCAUGGCUACGAGUCUUCCGGUGGCCAUUCGCACCUACAAGAGACUUGGCAAAUGGGCUCACAGGAUCAUCGAUGAGCGCGGCUACGAAGUCGCUUGACCGCUCUCGUGUAAAAUGCCAGAGUCCUCUACUCCUUCUUUGCUUCCCUUUGCUCCUCACUGCCGCGCUCCUCCAUCGACGCCACCCACCUCGGUUCCGAACCAUUUGGCACCGUUGUGUAAGCUUUACGACGAGACGCGCACCAAAGUACUCGCUGCUCGCGCGCCUUGCACCCGCCGACCAGAAUCAAAAAGAGAUUCACUUCAGAUGGUGACUCAAUGUAUGAUUUCAAAUGACUUGUGUCCCAUCCACAGGCGGCGCUUGAGGUUCGGCCGAAUUCAUGCGGGGCAACUCCCCGGUCCACCAC